AUGAACGCCGCCGGCUCGGGCCUCCCGCGAGGCCGGGCCUGUCCCCGCCGCGCGCGGCCCCCGACGCCAAGUUCCCGGGCGCCGGCGGCGGUGCUGGCUCGCGGGGCGGCGGCGGCAGCCGGGCGGGCGCACAGAGGAGGCGCCGACUCCAAUGGCGGCAGCAGCGGCGGCGGCGGCGUCAGGGACGAGGCUGCGCGUCGUGGGCGCGCGAGGCAGGCCGGGAACGCCGCCCUGCCGGCACGCACGCGCCUGCGCCUGCCCGCCUUGCGGGACGGAUUUCUCUCCCGGGUCUCAGUCUCGCGCGACGGGGGCGGGGCUGCGACAGCAGCGGGAGCCCUGGGCAGGUCCAUCUUUACGGGCCUUGGGGUCAUCCCGGUGUCCGAAGGAGAAACGUCGCGUUUGGAGCGAGGGGGUGGGGACAGCUCAGGCCAGGACCUGCGCAGGCCUGGGCAGCAGGAUGUCCCUGGAGCAGAACCUGACCACUCCCCGCCACCGGGCCUUGCCUCAGCCCUGCCAGGGCCCCAUGACGCGGCAGAGCACAUGACCCGGCUGCCGCCCAGCCCCUUCCAGAACACAGACCCCCAGGGAGGCCAUGACCAUGUGGACGGGCAGAUCCUGGGCCAGCUGCGCACCCUGGCAGAGGAGGAAGAGGAGGAGGAGGGGGCUGGGGCCAGCUCGCCCCCGGGGGCUGCCUGCCCUGGCAUGGGCUCCGAGGAGCUGCGGCUGGCCUCCUUCUAUGACUGGCCCCUGACUGCGGGGGUGCGGCCUGAGCCGCUGGCUGCUGCCGGCUUCUUCCACACCGGUCAGCAGGACAAGGUGAGGUGCUUCUUCUGCUACGGGGGUCUGCAGAGCUGGGAGCAUGGAGACGACCCCUGGACUGAACAUGCCAAGUGGUUCCCCAGGUGCCAGUUCUUGCUUCGGUCGAAAGGAAGGGACUUCGUGCACAGCAUCCAGGAGUCUGGCUCCCAGCUACUCAGCCCCUGGGACCUGUGGGAAGAACCGGAAGAUGCAGCCCCCGCCAGCCCCUCUGGUCCUGUGCACGAGGCCCCUGAGCUCACACCCAGAACAGAGCCCCGGCUUGAAAGUGCCCGGGAACCAGGUGCAGGAGCUGGGGCCGUGGCCAUGGAGGAGCAACUGCGGCGGCUGCAGGAGGAGAGGACGUGCAAGGUGUGCCUGGACCAGGCCGUGUCUGUUGUCUUCGUGCCGUGUGGACACCUGGUCUGCACCCAGUGCGCCCCCAACCUGCACCUGUGCCCCAUCUGCCGGGCCCCUGUCCACAGCUGUGUGCGCACCUUCCUGUCUUAGGUGGGGGACGAAGCUGCAGCUCCCCAGGGACCUCAGACGCGUCACCGCCUUCUGUGCCGCUGUGGGCUGCUGACUGACACCUGCCCGCUCCAGCCUAUCCCAGGGUCUGCCCCGGACGGCCGAGCUGCUGUCCACCCAGCGCC
This is a messenger RNA of Lepus europaeus (European hare), 1448 nucleotides long. RefSeq names its product baculoviral IAP repeat containing 7 (gene BIRC7). Gene Ontology annotation, biological process: positive regulation of protein ubiquitination; regulation of cell cycle; negative regulation of apoptotic process. Gene Ontology annotation, molecular function: ubiquitin protein ligase activity; cysteine-type endopeptidase inhibitor activity involved in apoptotic process. Gene Ontology annotation, cellular component: nucleus; cytoplasm. The transcript is spliced from 11 exons. Bases 1 to 1305 code for a protein of 434 amino acids. Lineage: Eukaryota; Metazoa; Chordata; Mammalia; Lagomorpha; Leporidae. The record is from RefSeq and is a predicted model, not a curated record.